GCCAAUGGCGCCGCGGCGGGGGCCGGGGCCCCGCUCGCACCCGCGGACGCUCAUUCAAAACGCGGCCGGGCUCGGGUGCCGGCAGCCCCGUACCCCUCGCCCCGGGGCUCCGGCGGGGAUGCCCGGCGGGGCUGCGGCCUGAGGCGCCCGCCCGCCCGCCGCCAUGCCGGUGAAGAACCGGUACAACCUGGUGGACGAUGGCUGCGACUCCCGCGUCCCGCUGCACAACGAGGAGGCCUUCCAGCACGGCAUCCACUUCCAGGCCAAGUACAUCGGUAGCUUGGACGUACCCAGGCCCAACAGCCGCGUGGAGAUUGUGGCAGCCAUGAGAAGGAUUCGGUAUGAAUUCAAAGCCAAGAACAUUAAGAAGAAGAAAGUGAGCAUUAUAGUGUCCGUGGAUGGGGUGAAGGUGAUUCUGCGCAAGAAGCAGAAGAGAAAGGAGUGGACCUGGGAUGAGAGUAAGAUGGUGGUGAUGCACGAUCCCGUGUACAGAAUCUUCUACGUGUCGCACGACUCACAAGACCUGAAAAUAUUUAGUUACAUCGCAAGGGACGGCGCUAACAACUCCUUCAGGUGCAACGUCUUCAAAUCGAAGAAGAAGAGCCAGGCGAUGCGGGUGGUGCGCACGGUGGGACAGGCCUUCGAGGUGUGCCACAAGCUGAGCCUGCAGCACGCCCUGCAGAACGCCGACGGGCAGGCGGACGGCGCCAGCGACAAGUCGGCCGAGGAGCAGGCGUUGGAAGUUCAUCAGAUAAAGGGCUCCAAGAUCACAGAUGCAGACGAGGUUGGCAUCGACUCUGACAGCGUCUGUGUGUCCGAGAGGGGACCCGGAGAGCUGCCCGCUGCCAGGGGGGACCUCGGCACGCUGAAACCUGGGCCAGCCUCAAAGGAUAAGAACUGCCAGGAUGCCGAGAACUGCUCCCUCCACCCAGCCAGCUCCCAGCAGCUCCUCAGCCCCAGCAGCCCCUGCUCCCCGGCCUCCAUCACCCCGCUGGCCUCCCAGCACUGCCUCCAGCUGCUCCAGCAGCAGCUCCUCCAGCAGCAGCAGCAGACGCAGGUGGCCGUGGCCCAGGUGCAGCUGCUGAAGGACCAACUGGCGGCCGAAACGGCGGCGCGGAUCGAAGCGCAGGCCCGGGUGCGGCAGCUCCUGCUGACCAACCGUGACCUGCUGCAACACGUCUCCCUGCUGGUGCGGCAGCUGACGGUGCUGGAAGCCCGGGAGCAGCACCGGCAGCCGGCUGACCGCUCCUUGCAAAGCCUGUCCCUGGCUCAGUCCCUCUCCCUGAACCUGAAGAACCAUUACAGCCUGGACGUCCACCUGCCCUCCACCUCCACCCCCGCCAGCAUCCUGGGCAGCCCCGUGGCCCCCGGCUCGCUGCCAGCCCUGGGCCCCGGCGACUCCUACCUCAACCUCGUCAGCCUGGAGAGGGGCGGCCGCCGCUACGGCAGCAAGGACGGGGACGAGUGCCUGGCUGUGCUGGAGGGGCAGGACGGGCUCAGCCGGCGCGUGGAGGGCUCCGAGGUCAGCGAAGUCGCUCUGCCCAACGGGAGCGGCCGGCAGAAGGCGGACGACAUGGACAGAGGGGACGAGGACAGGCGGCAGCAGCCCAUUCCCAAGCUCAACCCGCCACCGCCCAUCCUACGCAAAAGGUCGAGCAAAACCUCCCCGAGCCUGGAAGCGGAGGUGAAGCUCGAGAGCGCUGCCCACAUGAGCCUGCCCAGCCCUGGCGUCUCCAGCCUCACCAGCAUCGCCGCCAGCUCGCUCACCCUCUUGGACCCCGAGGCAAGGACUCCUGCACGGAGCGCUGCCUCCAGCACGGAGCCCGUCCCUGCCGGGACCUGCCAGCGCGCUCUGGGCAAGGACUGGACUGGGGAGAGCGGGCACGUGUCCCCCCUGGCCAGCAUCCGCGACCUGGCCGCCAGCGAGGCCACAGCCAAGGACUUGGCCGCCCUGGCCGGCCCCACGGACAGCACGCUGCCCUUCUCCCCCGCGGACGAUACCUGCUUGCACAUCAGCUUCUCCGAAGAUGAACUACUUGAACCAGAGCUGGACACCUCCCUGGGACCCAGCAGGGUCCCCUCUUAGUGGGACUGCGGCAGGUGGCAGCUGGCUGGCAGGCAGUGCCAGCAGCUCCAUCCACCAGCCCGUGCUGGGGUUGGGGGCCCAGGCUGGGAGGCAAGUCCCUUCGCUGUCGCCACCCCACGGAGCAGCUCCCCCCACCCCGUACGGGGCUGCCACGCAGGAUUUGACCCGGCCAGCCCCUGCCCUCACUCUGCGCCAGCUCACACUGCCUUCCCGCUGUCCCGUCCCUGCUGGCACAGCCAGGGUGCUGCACGGGGUCCCGGCGCGGGCAGCUCUCUCUCGCACAACUCGCGUUUGUCACUACAUCCCUUCCGUGGGCCAGGCGGCCGCAGGCAGCCCCACACCAGCCCCAGCCUUCCCACAGCAGACGGGUCCUUUUCCCAGCCCCUGGCAGGCAGCUCCGGAGGACGAGGAGCUGGCAGACAGCCCUGCUGAAGGCCAGGGCACGUUGGAUGGGGAUGGCGCUGGUUUGACUCACUCUGGGGAGGUUCCCACCCAGCCAGCGUUCCCCACGAGAUGCUCCACGGCAGAAACACCCCCGGGGAGUUGCACAGCUGGAGCCCCCCGCCCCGGGCACGGUGCAGGGCUGUGAACACCCGGACACGAGGCUGCUGUCACUGACCCCCGUUCACGGUGGGUGCCAGGUUGCCGCCGCGCUGCCACGGGCCGGGUCUCUCCAGGCCACGCUGCACCCAGCCCAGCCCUGAUUUUGGGGACAGCAGCCCCGCCGCCGUGUCCCCACAGGGUGAAGCCACCACUGCCUCCCUCCACAGGUGCCUUUUCCCACACCCCAGCACCCACUGCCCACCCAGCACCCCCCAGAGGCCACUAAUCGGGUGCAGGGCCAGCCCUGGGAGCCCGCUGCUGGGGUGGGUGACCCCCCCCCCCCCCCAGAGAAAGGGUGCACCCCAUGUCUUGGGGUCAGGGUGCGAGAGCCCUCCCGUGCGUAUCCAAGCUGCUGGUGCCUGCAGGCAGGAGGCUGCUCCAUCGUGCUGAUUUUAGGGUGUUAGGAUGUGGUUUGGGUUUGGUCUCGGAAGUGUGAGGGUCCUGGGAUGAGUUAGGUUUAAGGAAGAAGCCCAGCUCUGGGCGAAGGGCCGAGGGGAGGCCCCAGCGGUGCCACGUCGUGUCCCCUUCAACCCCCAGCGGGUUUUGGGGAGAGACCCGAGGAGAUGCUUUUCCACCUUGAUUGUUUGUGAGAGGACAUUGGGAAAGUGUUGGAGAGGUGAGAUUGGGGAAGUGUCAAUCAGAGAUGGAGACUCAGAGCAGCCGCACUGCCCGCUCCCGGCGCAGCACUGCUCCCACGGGGAGGGGGGGGGGAAGAUGGGGGGUGAUGGGAUUUGCACCCCAGAGCCAGCCACGGUGAUGCCGGGAGGAGCCGGGUGGGGACUGGCAGCAGCACCACUGGUGUCUGGGCCUGGGGGUUUGUAAAGCUGGGGCUGGGCUGUCCCGUAGCGUGGUAGAGACAGACCAGCCCGUCCGUAGGAAUAAAGUACUCCGUGGUUUGGUAACUGACUUUUAAAGGGGGGGGGGGGGGGGGGGAAAUAAAAAAAUAAAAGGUGUCUGAUUUG
This is a messenger RNA of Tyto alba (common barn owl), 3651 nucleotides long. RefSeq names its product carboxyl-terminal PDZ ligand of neuronal nitric oxide synthase protein-like. Lineage: Eukaryota; Metazoa; Chordata; Aves; Strigiformes; Tytonidae. Gene Ontology annotation, molecular function: nitric-oxide synthase binding. The coding region runs from base 164 to 2086 and encodes 640 amino acids. The transcript is spliced from 11 exons. The record is from RefSeq and is a predicted model, not a curated record.